Molecule: messenger RNA, 1620 nt
Organism: Ostertagia ostertagi
Lineage: Eukaryota; Metazoa; Nematoda; Chromadorea; Rhabditida; Trichostrongylidae
Source: the annotation of a GenBank genome assembly
AUGGGAAGACGUCGAAAGAGUUCUAAAUGGUGUGCCACGAUUAAUCGAUACGGUUUUCAAAAGAACGAAAUCGCAGUGAGUAGGCAGUUAUUGGCCGCUGAUCCAGAGCACAGCUUUGUGAGCAGAUAUGUGCUAAAGCAAUGCGAUGGUUGUUAUAAAGCCCACCAAUGGGCGGAUUUGGGCUACAAUGCCACCGAAGAACUAACAAGAAGGAUCUCCCGUUGUGAGAGGAUCCGCGAACUCGGCAUCACUGGAGUAUGCAUUGGAGCGGACUUCAAAAAUUUCAACUCCUGCCACCGCCUAAGGGAUAUGGCUAAUGACUAUGCAAUCAUGUACUCGAUGUUCCCAAGCAAGUGGCGUGAGCUGGGGAGCUCUGAAGAAGCAGUGCAAGACUGGAUGAGAUGUUGCAAAUGGCUUGAGGAUGCCGCAUUAAACUGCCGUAUGAGACUAGAAGAUCGAAAAGAGGAAGAGCAAAUACGAACGGCACUUAAUGAAAGGAGGCAUAUUGUGGAAGCAACACGGGCUUUCCUCGAAUGGGAACGUUGCGGCGUGCUGCAACCGAGAGACCGAGAAAGAGUCACCAUCGAGCUGGGAGAGGAUGAUUCUAUUAUGAUCUAUGAUAGUGUGGUGCUGAGCGCAUUGCACUUCACAUCCUUUUGCGCGAGCGGCAGACCCAUGGAAGGGGUGAAGCAAGAAAUAUGGAGCAACCAGUGUGAAUAUCUACGAAAUAAGGUGACCAGCCACAGCAACAUGGGCUACCUACAUCGCUGCUUGGGCACUCUGAUAUCGGCACCCUUUGGGAAUACGUCGAAGCAUGAUGUUGUGGGCAGGCUACACGCCCUGAACCAGCAAUUCGCUACGAUGGUUCGCAGAGGAGCUCUGCUCCGCAAUACCUUUCGGGUUUUCAGUACAGUAAUGGACUACUGGUCUCAGUACAAAGAUAGACGAAGCAUAGAGGAAGUGGCACCACGGAUGAGUGGACUCCCCAAUCACAUAGUAUACGGAGACCAGAGAGACGACUAUCGAAGCCGUCAAUGUUACGGAGUCGUACAGCCUGCACCUCCUCGCUUUCAAGUAAAGAAAACUCGAGUGUCCGAGGGGAUUAAGGCUCGCGGAGCUUCAGACUUGGCUCAAAGCAUGCUAAGUUGCGGAAGGCCUAAUCGGACGCGAAGGAGCCUUGAGGCUGAGUGGGCUUACAAACUGAAUGUACCCCGCUGGGGUGGCACGCCCAUCUGGAUACGCCUGGACAGAUAUGGCAGUUGGGUGUAUAAGAAAGUGACCACGAUGUGGCAGGCGCCCGAGAAGAUCUGGCGAGUCUUCUGCGAGUUAAUAGAUUACAGUGCUGUCGGACAAAGAGAGGAGAUACACCAAAUUGACGGCUGGUAUCACAUAUGGGAUGAGACCUGCGUCACCACUAGUAAAGAGAACGAAGCGAACUAUGUGUAUGGAGUGGUAUCACCGGUGGAACUUGGUGUCUCCACCUACACCAAGGGCUGUUGGGAUCAAUACGUGUGGAUUGACGGAAUGAGCCUCGGCCCAGUAAUGGUAGUUGACCAAAUCAAUGCCAUUGAGCUCAAUUGGCCACGCUGCCAUAGCCAUUCCACCAGAGUACAGGGAUAG